GGGUGGGGAGGGGGGGGGCACGGCUGGGAACCGGCCCCCCCCCAAACCCCGGGCGGUCCCCGCCUCGCCCCAGCCCCGCGCUGGGGGUGCUCAGACAAUCGAACUCCGCACCGGCAGCUUCCUCUCGCCCGGCGCCCCCGGGCACGUCUUCAGCCAUAAGCACAGCGGGGGCGGGGGGGGCCCGGCGGCCAGGAUGCCCUGGGACUCCCCGCCAAAGUUUUGGGGAACCUGGGGACAGACACAUGCCUUCGCCCUGCCUCAGUGUCCCCCCACGGGCUCUGCGUCACAGGUCGGCUCAUUCUCUGCAGGGCAGCUGCCAUGGACAGUGGGUGCCCUCCCCCAAAAAGGGGAAAGGAGGAGGGGGGGCAGUUGUAGCAGCAUCCCCCACCCCACACAGACCCGAGGAAGAAAGGGAAGGUGCCUGCUCACCCCCGGGACCUGGCCUGACCCCUCCCCACCCCUGCAUGGGACCCCCGGGAGGAGUGGGUCACAGCACUCACUUCGCUCUGCACCGACUCCCCCGCCCCGAUCACCGCAGCCACCCCGCUCCUGCCCCCCGAAGUGGGGAGGACAGAGUGGGGGGCUGAACGGGGUGUGGGGGCUGCUCCACGCUUGCACCCACUGCCCUGUCCCCGAUGUCCCCACGCUGUCACCGCACGUCACCACAGUCCUGUAAAUACGGCACCCACUGCCCUCGGCCGGGGGUCCUGGCAUGGGCUGAGCCCCCCCCCCC
This is a messenger RNA of Ficedula albicollis (Collared flycatcher), 733 nucleotides long. RefSeq names its product chitin-binding lectin 1-like. The transcript has 2 exons. The coding region runs from base 194 to 676 and encodes 160 amino acids. Lineage: Eukaryota; Metazoa; Chordata; Aves; Passeriformes; Muscicapidae. The record is from RefSeq and is a predicted model, not a curated record.